Molecule: messenger RNA, 2456 nt
Organism: Lynx canadensis (Canada lynx)
Lineage: Eukaryota; Metazoa; Chordata; Mammalia; Carnivora; Felidae
Gene: AKAP7
Product: A-kinase anchoring protein 7
Exons: 2
Coding region: 383-628 (81 amino acids)
Cellular component (GO): cytosol
Molecular function (GO): protein kinase A regulatory subunit binding
Source: RefSeq, a predicted model, not a curated record
UUGUCCUUGAUUAUCUUUCUUAAAGAUACACACGGUUACGCAGACAGUGCUGGCGGCUCUCAUCUAAGGCUGGGCAGCUGGGAGCUCUCAGUUGUGUGAGAAUCGGGGGAGCGUAUGGCCCCUUGGUUCACCGAACGCGGGUCCCGGUCCCGGAGCAGCCGCCUCUGGCUGGGGACCCGGAGGUGGAGCCUGCCUGCUCACCGCCGCAGCGACUUGCCUUCUGCUUUCUCUCUGCCGGCUGUGCAUUGGCUCUCCGUGCCACGCGUGCCGUUCCUCGGAGUGGAAUAGGCAGGGCGUGCUCGCAGACCGCGGUCCAAACUGCAGUUUCUAUUUGGGGGACCCAGGGAGAAGAGCACCGGGAAGGAAAGACAGCACCAGUGCCAUGGGCCAGCUUUGCUGCUUUCCUUUCUCAAGAGAGGAGGCAAAAAUCAGUGAUAAGAAUGGAGGUGAGCCUGAUGAUGCUGAACUGGUAAGGCUCAGUAAGAGGCUGGUGGAGAACGCGGUGCUCAAGGCUGUCCAGCAGUAUCUGGAAGAAACACAGAACAAAAGCAAGCCAGGGGAUGGGAGCUCUGUGAAAACUCAAGAGGCUGAUAGGAAUGGCACUGACAGUGACAACAACAGGAAAUGAGACCCCAAUGCAGGCAGGCCCCCCCGCUGCUCCGUGAGAAGCAUCCGGCUCCCCUCUGCUGAGUCAACGGACUACUUUGCAUUGUGCUGUUUAAAUGUCUCUUGUCCAAGCUGUGGAGAUCGCCUAAUACUUUCGUGAUCAAUGUGUUUGCAUUUCUGAAGCACAACAGAAGAGAAUGGAGUGCCGUGGCUAGCAGAGGAAACUCACUUAUGAAAGAAUGGCCCAAGUUUCACCUACCCUCAGCCAUGGCCAAGGGAAAGGGGACUUUGGGUUAUGCCUCAUGGACUCAAAUUAAAGGCCUUGGAAGGGGCCUUGCCAUAAAUGGAAUACUGCCAUUUAUAUUGCUUAGCAGGGCAUUUGACCACUUUACCUGAGGCCAAAACACACACACACAGCUAACAAGUGCUAAGUUUAAAAUAAUCACUGUUGAAAUCGUUUUCCAUACUGUCAGUCCAUAAUGUCUCACACUUGUCCUGUGUCUGCUGUGGCUAUGCAGUGAUUUUUAUUUACCGUAAAUUCGUUUCAUGCAAAUUAUAUAUUUUUGGCAAAAUGCAACCUUUUCUAUAACAUGUGGGCAACAUUUUAAAGGUUUCUUUUAGCCUUCUUUUGAUAAGUCAGUGUGCCAUAUUUAAUGUCUUUCACUGGCAUUUGUAUGUAAAAUGUAUUAUAUAAUUUUUUUUUCCCCUAGGCAAGAAACCUAUUGGAUUCCGGGACUUAAUUAAUGAAGCUUUGCGUCGAGAAAGGAUGGGUCUGAAGUCCAAAGUGAAACAGAUAAAGGAACUUUUAUUAAAACCUGAGACUCAGGCCAGGAUUAGGAGGGAGCUUUUUGAAGGAAGAUCUGUUAACAACAGUAAUCAAGGAAACCAGGUUGAUUUCGGCGCAACUUUGACGUAAGCGCUACGCUGUUAUCACGGUACCAUAGUUAAUGAAACCUUUUCAGAUGAUUUCAUAGGUCUUUGGUAAAUACCAAAAAGUGUUUUCAUGGUGUCCACACAACAGCAAACCAACAUUUGGUAAGGAAUGAAUAAUUUCCUGCCAAAGAAAACAGAUUCUGCCCUGUUAUGUUUUAAACUCAACUUGUGUUCUGGUAUGUUUGUUUCUGUACUAUCAAAAGUUACUUUAUAGAAAGGACUUCUUAAUUAGCCUUUGUGAGAUGUUCCUUGGGUUCUCACAGAUAAAAUACACAGACUGAAAAAUCAUUUACAUACAAAAAAAAAUACAGUGUUUUAAGGAUCACUUGCCUUCUGUUGAUGUGAUUUUUGUUGUCAUUAAAUCAGAAGUAGUAUUGUCCACAUAUGUCUGUAUCUAGUGUUACUUUUAAUGGGGAUUUGAAUGUUUAUUGAACAUUAGUACUUGAAUGAACAUUUAUAAGCGUAAUUAUUACAAUUACUGGUUAAGAAUGUUUUAUAAUAUCCAUAUGUAUUAUUUUUCAAUGAUCAAAAUGUAGUUUGCUUUUUCAUUUCUUAAUGAAUAAAUGUUUGGGAUUUUUAUUUUCUACUUUUCUGAAGAUAAGCCCUAGGUCUUACUGUAUCCCUUAUAAUCUGAAUUUGUUUGCACUGGUUCAUUUUUAAAGAAAAUUCUUGAAAAAUUUCCCCCCACGUGAUAAUCUUUGGUAACAGCUUUUUCUAUGGUCAUUGCAAAAUGGCUGCUACUAAGAGAUCAUGUUGGAGAGGAAAUUAUUGGAGAUCAAAUAUGUAAUCAUUUCAGAUACAAAAUCCAGCUUACUCAUGGAUUUUAGCUAUUUUUUCACUGGGUAAAUUCUACAUUUAUUUAUAAAUGAGUUUAUGCAUUUUCAUGCCUCUUAAUAAAUGUAUUGUUUUUCCCUUUU